Messenger RNA from Tarenaya hassleriana, 798 nucleotides. RefSeq names its product translocator protein homolog. The record is from RefSeq and is a predicted model, not a curated record. Lineage: Eukaryota; Viridiplantae; Streptophyta; Magnoliopsida; Brassicales; Cleomaceae. Gene Ontology annotation, cellular component: membrane. Bases 55 to 612 code for a protein of 185 amino acids. The transcript has a single exon.
CGCAAACCUCUUUGACCAUAUUACUCUUUUUUUUCCUCUGUGCCCUUUGCUUUCAUGGAUCCUCAAGAACUCAGACGCCGCGGAGGAGACGAAAACGUCGCUACCGCCACGGAGGAGACGGAGAAAAAGAACAACGAAGAUGUAAGCAAACGCGAUAAAAAGAAGGCGAUGGCCAAACGCGGCCUCAGAUCGCUUGCCGUGGCGGUCACUCUACCAGCGCUCCUCACUCUCCUGAUUAACUACUUCCUUGGCUCCGGCAACGGCUACGGAAAGGAUGGUCGACCCUCGUGGUUCCCGCCCUUAUGGGCCUUCCACGUCACGUGUCUAGGCGCGAGCUUUUUGAUGGGCCUCGCUGCAUGGCUCGUCUGGGUCGACGGUGGGUUUCACAGAAAACCCAUAGCUUUGUGCCUUUACUUGGGCCAGGCGUUGUUGAGUAUGGCUUGGGAUCCUAUUGUGUUUCGGGCCGGGUUGGGUUGGAUCGGGUUGGCAGUUUGGGCGGGCGAGAUGGCGGCGUUGUUUGGGUGUUACAGAGCGUUCAAAGGGGUCAAUCCGGUGGCGGGUGAUCUGGUAAAGCCGUGUUUGGCUUGGGCCGCGUUUGUGGCUGGCGGUUAGCUAUGAGUUGAGAUUUCCGACAAGUAAAUUGUGAUGUUUUUCGUUUCAUACACUGAUGUGCAUACGGGUUAUCUGCGUUCGGUGUUUGUGAUUAUAUAAAAUGAAGUAUGUACAACCACAUCCAAUGAGAAAGUUUUUACCAUAUAAAAACUGUAUGUAUAUAUUUAUACGAAAGCAUAAUGAUCA